Molecule: messenger RNA, 1843 nt
Organism: Cuscuta campestris
Lineage: Eukaryota; Viridiplantae; Streptophyta; Magnoliopsida; Solanales; Convolvulaceae
Source: the annotation of a GenBank genome assembly
UACACCUCUUUCCAUCCAAACCAGUGAUAUUAACAUACGGAGUAAGCUUCAUAUAUACCAAAAAUAUGGCUCAAAAUUCCGAAAACAGGUCCAUGUCAAUGUUCACUCCAAUUGCGGAACUCAACAGCGAUAAGAAUUCUUGGAUUCUCAUGUUGAGGGCUAUUCGGGUUUACUUCGUUCCUAAAUGGGCGAAAGGUGGAGAUUCCAUGGAGAUCGUCUUUCACGAUGAGCAUGGGACUAGGAUUCAUGCACAUCUUGCUCGGGGGGAAAAAGAGAAGUUUGAAAAGCAAAUCAUUGAGGGUGGUGUUUACGCCAUUCGAAAUGUUUUUGUCCAUGACAACUAUCAAAGGUUGAAAACUGCUAGCAAUGAUAAGCUCUUGGGUUUUUUCAAAAAGACCGAAGUGAAAACUUUAAAUCGGAAUAAUUUCCCCCGGAUGAUGUUCGACUUGAAGCCAUUUUUAAUUCUUCAAAGUCAACCAUGUUUGAAUGAUCAACUUCUCAUUGGUAAUUAGAAACCUAAACCGCUGGUUUAGGUUUCUACCCCAAAGCAGAGUCGGCCACCACCAAGUUUCUUCGCGCCUUCACAGUAGCGUAACACCAUGUUUGCUUCAUUGCUUGCUUCUGUAUCGUCAAAACCGGCUGCCAUCCAUUGUCUGUUGCAAUUUGACGGAAAAUGGGGCGGUCAUGGUGGCUUCUCCUACACACAUGCAUAUGAGAUCGACAUUCCGCUUCAGUCAUCAUUCACUGAUUUGUUGGAGGUCAUUCGUGAUACGGUACCAUCCUCUUAUGAAAAUUCAGUUUUUAAGAUUUCACAUAUGUCUGAUUCAUGCUCGACUCAUGUUGUGAUUGAUGAUGAUACGAGCCUUUAUGCAUACAUUCGGUUGAAGAGCAUUCACUGUGGUACACGUGAAUUCCCUUUGUGUGUUGAAAUAGGUAAUUCUUCUGAAACUGUCGCUCCUAAAGGAGGUUUAGUCCUUUCGGAGUUACAUCAACCUCUUCUUUGUCAUCAUUCCGUCUCCAAUUCAAGCGGCUGCGAAGAUACAGAAUCAGAUGGCUCUCUCUCUGAUUUUGGAGCAAACCAAACCUUGUGCAUUUGGGAUGAAGGCGUUAUACCAUCACAAAUGCGAUUUCCGCCCGGGUUUGUACUCGACACAUUUCGUGGAGAUGAAAUUCCUGAGAAUAACGUCCAAACCAACGACCUUGAUUGCAGGAACUACCUUCAAUCCAACCCGUCUGGUUAUGUAAUGUCUCAGCAGGACAUUGCCACAAUGAAGGAGAUGCACGUUACAUCUCGGUUCGAUCCUACUAGAAUUGUUGUUGAUGCCAUUUAUGCCAGCAAAAAGGAUCUUGAUAUCCAUUUGAAGAUGUUAGCAAUUUCUAACCAGUUCCAGUACCGGAUUCGAACAUCCAAAAAAUCCUGUCUUCAUGUUGUCUGUGUGGAUUUUCCUCGUUGCACAUGGGCUGUUCGGGCCGUGCGUUUACCAGGUGUUGAGAUGUUCCAGAUUCGUAGGUACAACCGUGAACAUCAAUGCCCCAUCGAUGCGCGCCAAGGCAAAACACGUCAAGCUACGUAUCACAUUAUUGCAGAGCUUGUUAAACACAAAUUUUGUGAUGCAACAACGAAGCCGUACCCCCCCAAAUCUAUUCUUUCCGACAUGCGUAGGGAGCAUGGAAUUGAAAUGACUUAUAAGAAGGCUUGGUUUGCUAAAGAGAAGGCUCUGGAAAUUUGUUUUGGGACAGUUCAAAAAUCAUAUGCUGCCUUGCCAUCCAUGUGUUUUAUGCUCAAUCAUGCUAAUCCCGGUUCUCUGAUUCAGCUCACUACUACGCCUGACCACUUGUUCAA